Laetiporus sulphureus 93-53 is the source of this 510-nucleotide messenger RNA. RefSeq lists its product as uncharacterized. The record is from RefSeq and is a predicted model, not a curated record. The transcript has a single exon. Gene Ontology annotation, biological process: mycotoxin biosynthetic process. Bases 1 to 510 code for a protein of 169 amino acids. NCBI's taxonomy places the organism in Eukaryota, Fungi, Basidiomycota, Agaricomycetes, Polyporales, Laetiporaceae.
AUGUCGACAGGUGCACAGAGACAGCACACCUAUAUCGCUGAGGACUAUCUGCUCGAAUAUCCCAUAGAUCACCUGGAUCCCGUCACCAUGACUCUUCACGAAUCUGUCCACUUCUCCCUGAACCUUACAGACCCCAUUGUAGACAUGGAAUGGGAGAGUCUCGCAGCACAUCCUGGGGGCUUUGGUCGCACGCAACUGGGACCAGACCAUUGCCUCUUUGUGCUCACCUUCUACCAUCAGCUUCACUGCUUGUGGAAGUUUCAGUCCACCCUCAUCAAUCGGAAUGAUCCCGGAGCCUCACCCCACCAUGUCCAGCAUUGUCUCAACUACCUUCAUCAGUUGUUCUUAUGUGACGCUGCCACUACACUCGAACUAGGAGAUUUCAUGGUGCGGGACUUCGAGCAGAACAGAGUGGGGGAUACUUUGGUCUGCAGAGACUGGGAGAAGGUCUAUAACGUACUAGAUAGCGCAUUCGUGGAAUGGUCCACAUGGAGUGUGCAGUGGAAUUGA